AUGAAUUUGAAUAUUAGGAUACUUAUAUUAUUAUUAGUAGUACUUUGUGAGUUUAAAUUUAUUAGUGGAAAUUAUAUUACUGAAGUUACAUCAGAACAACCUAAAAGUGCAAAUUCGAAGUAUUUUCGAUCAAAAUGGGAUAAAUUAAAGAAUUCUUUAAGAAAUAGUAAACUGAAAUCAUCUGUUAAAAUCAGUAAUUCUGUAAAAAGAUCUAGAAAGGAUUUAGAUAUAGCUUCUAGAGAUAAAGGAAAUAAGGUAAAAAUUCAAGAGUUAGAAAAUGAAAUAGAGCGACUUAAUAAAUUAAGAAAAAGUACUAAAAAUCCAAUUAAAAAGUUCCAUUUAUACAUAAAAGCUGAAUAUGCUAAAUCUAAACUAAAACGUGCUAAGAAAGAAGCUUUAGAUGAUAUUAUAUUAAGGGAACUUGAGGAAGAUAUGCCUAUUGAUAAUAGUCCAGAAUUACUUUCUCAUGAAAUUGAGGGAUCAAUAGAUAAGGAUGAGAUGUCAGCAAAUAGAAUUGAAAUACCAUUACAUGAUAUUGAAAUGCCAAUAGAUGAUAUUGAAAUACCAAUAGAUGAAGAUGAAAUGUCAGAAGAUAGAAUUGAAAUACCAAAAGAUGAUAUUGAAAUACCAAAAGAUGAUAUUGAAAUACCAAAAGAUGAUAUUGAAAUACCAAAAGAUGAUAUUGAAAUACCAAAAGAUGAUAUUGAAAUACCAAAAGAUGAUAUUGAAAUACCAAAAGAUGAAGAUAAAAUAUCAACAAAUAGAAUUGAAAUACCAAGAAAUGAUGCUGAAAUAUUAAUAGAUAAUACUGAAAUACCAAUACAUGAAUUUGAAACAUCAAUAAAUGAAAUUGAACUACCAAUAGGUGAACCUCUAGCAGCAUUUAUAUAUAAAGACUUUGGUAGUUCAAUUAAAGGGAUAAAACCUCAAGAUUUUGAAGAAGCACAAAUACAGGCUGAAUUAGAAUCUGAAAUUGAAGAAAGUGGAUCCAAUUUUACUAAAAAAGUGGGAAAUAAAGAGAAACUAGGGGAAGAAGUUGUUGAAUUGAUUGAUGAAUCAAGUAAUAAGAAGGGAUUUUUAAAAAAUAAAAUUUUUAAAUACUUAGGAUGCUCAAGUUUAUUUAGUUGUCACUCAAUAAAAAGAACAAAAGAUCUAAAUAAAUUGCAAGAAUCUCUUGAACAUGCUAAAAGAAAAUUGUCCAAUUCCACAAAUAUUAUUGCAAAUAAAUAUUGGGGUAAUAAAGUCAUUUCACUUGAAAAUAGGAUCAAUGAAUUAACAUCUUCUGCAUUAGAUUUUGUUGAAAGUAAGCUGAAAGAUGUGACAGAUAAAGUGGACAAAACUGAUAAAGAAACAGAAGAAAUUAUAAUUGAUGGAAAUACAGACACCAAUAAAAUUGAUAAAGAAAUAGAAGAAAUUAUAACUGAUGGAAAUACAAACACCAAUAAAAUUGAUAAAGAAAUGGACAAAAUUAUAACUGAUAGAAAUACAGACACCAAUAAAACUGAUAAAUCAACGGAUGAAGAAAAGAAUUAUGAAACUGAUAUAGAUAGAUAA
Cryptosporidium muris RN66 is the source of this 1554-nucleotide messenger RNA. RefSeq lists its product as uncharacterized. Lineage: Eukaryota; Apicomplexa; Conoidasida; Eucoccidiorida; Cryptosporidiidae. The record is from RefSeq and is a predicted model, not a curated record. Bases 1 to 1554 code for a protein of 517 amino acids. The transcript has a single exon.